AACGCCUUCUGGGACCAUUUCCAGUACCUGCUCGAGCGGUCGCAGUGAUGGUGCUCUCCAACCCUCUCCGCAAGAACUCGCUCGCCAGCAACCGCUCUUCCGCCGAGGAACCACGUGAUUCCGACAAUGGUGAUGAUGUCGAGGUUGUGUCCGGCGAGAAUAGCAGCGUCAUCUCCCACAUCAUCUCUCAGCUCCGUCCCGGUGCCGACCUCAGCCGCAUCACCCUCCCUACCUUCAUCCUCGAGCCGAAGAGCAUGCUGGAACGUAUAACGAACUUCAUGGCACACCCCGAGACACUCCUCCCCAUGCCCACCAUUGACGACCCCGUCCAGCGAUUCGUAGCCGUAACCAAAUUCUACCUAUCAGGCUGGCACAUUAAGCCACCAGGUGUCAAGAAACCACUCAACCCCAUCCUCGGCGAGACCUUCACUGGCUGGUGGGACUACCCGGACGGCACUAGAGCGUACUAUGUGGCGGAACAGACAUGCCAUCACCCACCCAAGAGUAGCUACUUCUUUAUGGCACCUGAGCACAAGAUUCGCAUAGAUGGCACACUCAAGCCGCGGUCCAAGUUUCUCGGCAACAGCGUCGGCAGCUUCAUGGAAGGGAUAGCCGUCAUGCGCUUUCUCAACCGCGGAGAGCGAUAUUUCGUUACUCAACCCAACAUGUACGCCCGCGGCAUUCUCUUCGGCAAGAUGAAGUACGAGCUUGGUGACCAGGCAGUCGUACGCUGCCCAGAGACUGGCCUGGAAGCCGACAUCGAGUUCAAGACGAAAGGCUGGGUUGGCGGCACGUACAACGCAAUCGGCGGCUGCAUCAAAGAGACCAAGAGCGGGAAGCAGCUGUACGAGCUCAGCGGUUUCUGGCAUGGCGAGAUGUACAUCAAAGACCUCUCGACGGGCAAGAAGGAGCUUCUAUUCGACGCCACAAGUGCGAAGCCGACCGCCAUCAAAGCACGUCCACUCAACGAGCAAGGACCGCACGAGAGCCAGCGCCUGUGGGACCCUACCACGCGAGCGAUCAAGAAGGCGGAUCAGAAGACUGCAACAGACGAGAAGACGAAAGUCGAAGACGAGCAGAGACGAGAAGCAGCCGAGCGCGGAGAAGGCCAUGUCUGGCAGCCGAAGCUGUUCAAGGCGGCACCGGCAGGCGAUGAAGAACAGCUGGACUGGAUCAUUAGCGCACAAAUUGACAAUGACGCGCCACCGGAGAAGCAAACCGAGCAAAUACUCGCUAUCGCUCCCAUCCUACCCAGUCAAGAGAUGAGCAACCGUCAGCACAGCCAGAAGCAGACGCAACCGCAACCGCAACAGCCACCACAACCGCAGUCGCAGCCGCAAAUGCAACCCUCACAGCAGCCGCAGCAGGAACAGCCAGUGCCAAGAACGACUGGCACCGCACAGCAAAGUCAGCCAGCGCCAAAUACGACUUAUAUGUUCCCACAGCAGGGACAGCCAGCGCCAAGAACGACUGGCAUCCCACAGCACGAUGGCGCAACUCAUCAGCCCUCACAGACGCAGGCCACAGCGUCGUCUCUACCGCAAGCGCUCAGCGGCAUGAGCAUUGCGGACGGAAAGGGCGCCAAUGGGACGGCGCAGCAGCCACCGAAGAAGUGGCGGCCUAACAUGCCGAUAGAGCGGAUGGGAACCUACGGGCCGGAAACGUACACUGAUGCUGAGACGUGAUGAGAACAUGAGAUUAGCUGGCAUCAUGACUUGGCGUUCUGGGACAUGGAGAGUGGAGGAUGAGCUGUACUAUAGACCACCUACGAUACCUAUGAGCUCGAUGAAGCUGCAGCAUCCCUGCAUUGAUGACCGUCAACAAGCUC
Molecule: messenger RNA, 1828 nt
Organism: Baudoinia panamericana UAMH 10762
Lineage: Eukaryota; Fungi; Ascomycota; Dothideomycetes; Mycosphaerellales; Teratosphaeriaceae
Exons: 2
Coding region: 48-1685 (545 amino acids)
Cellular component (GO): cortical endoplasmic reticulum; cytosol; intracellular membrane-bounded organelle
Molecular function (GO): sterol binding
Source: RefSeq, a predicted model, not a curated record